AGCAGUUUCCUUUCUGUACUCAGUCUGCGAGAACUGAUUAAGACUCUCUCUAAUCAGUCCUGAAGCUGUGCUCCAAAAGAGGAAGCUCAAUUCCCACUUACAGGGUUAUAAAGACAGUAUCAGAGUCAGCUUUUGAAAUUUCAUUAAUACCAUGCAGUCCAAUAACAAUACUACUUGUGAUGCGGAAACACAAAACGUGGUGACCUCCAUUCUCCCUCCUUUACUUAUCACUGAGCUCCUGCUUGGCCUGCCAGGAAACGUGAUAGCACUGUACAUCUUCUGUCGCCACCUUCCAUCUUGGAGACCCAAUAUUGUGUUUCUCUUCAACCUGAUCCUGGCUGAUUUUCUCCUCUUGGUGAGCAUGCCAUUUCGGAUUGAUACCUAUCUACGCUCUGAAAACUGGGUGUUCGGUGAUGCUUGGUGUCGACUCAACCUCUUCAUGCUUGCAGUCAAUCGAUCAGCAAGCAUCAGCUUCAUGACUGCUGUGGCUGUGCAUCGAUAUUUUAAAGUAGUCCACCCACAUAAUAAAAUCAACUAUAUUAACUUACACCAAGCUGGAGGGAUCGCUUGUUUCAUCUGGGUGGUGGUGAUCUCAAUGCGGCUUCCUCUGUUGACUAACAAUCUUCUUAUAGAGUCGGGGAAUGCUUCUUAUUGUCGGAGCUUUAGCAACAAAGAGAUCUCGUUUGGUAUUAAGCUACACUAUGUGAUAUACAUUGUUGAGUUUUUCCUCCCUCUAUUGCUACUGCUCUUCUGCUCCAUUCGAAUUUCCUGCAUAUUAAAACAACGGCAGAUGGACAGAGAGAAGAAGGUGCGACAGGCAAUUCGCACUGUCCUAGUAAUUGUUGGGGUCUUCAUCUUCUGUUUCCUCCCUGGAGUUGCCACAGGACUGACUGCACUCUAUAUGAAAACACGGUUGAAGGAAUACUGUAAUGCUUACAAAUUAGUCAGUCAGCUGUUUGUCUUGUCCAUCGGGUUCACAUACAUGAACAGUGCCUUGGAUCCUGUCAUCUACUGCUUCUCCAGCUCCAUGUUCCGAAACACAGUAAAAAGGGCUAUCAAUCAAACUGGACUAGGGCAAUUACAGCUAAGCCGCCGUGCCAGCACAGUGAUUGGAAGUGAUUCCUAAGCAGGUGCCAUCAGAUUUGAACUGAUAUUGUAUUAUUUGUUAAUCAUGCCUUUCAUCAGCUAAGACUUCUGUUAAUGCAUCUGUACUGUGACCAUUCAAAUAUCUGGCAACUUUUACAAAAAAUAUUGCCAGGUAUUUAAAAGCUCACAGCAAUUUACCUUCCAUAAGAGUAGUGUAAUAGUCAGCUAUAUGGAAAUGUUUCAGGUUUUUUUAUGCUGAAUUUUAAUUCAAUUGUAUGAUGUAAACGGAAUAAUUGUAACAUGUCGGGUAAGAUAAAGUUGAAAUGUCUUGCA
This is a messenger RNA of Pangasianodon hypophthalmus (striped catfish), 1419 nucleotides long. RefSeq names its product hydroxycarboxylic acid receptor 1-3 (gene hcar1-3). Gene Ontology annotation, cellular component: membrane. The record is from RefSeq and is a predicted model, not a curated record. Lineage: Eukaryota; Metazoa; Chordata; Actinopteri; Siluriformes; Pangasiidae. Gene Ontology annotation, biological process: G protein-coupled receptor signaling pathway. Gene Ontology annotation, molecular function: G protein-coupled receptor activity. The transcript has 2 exons. Bases 152 to 1126 code for a protein of 324 amino acids.